Molecule: messenger RNA, 5217 nt
Organism: Mauremys mutica (yellowpond turtle)
Lineage: Eukaryota; Metazoa; Chordata; Testudines; Geoemydidae
Product: solute carrier family 22 member 2-like
Exons: 11
Coding region: 1496-3190 (564 amino acids)
Biological process (GO): transmembrane transport
Cellular component (GO): membrane
Source: RefSeq, a predicted model, not a curated record
UUGCACUGCCAGGGCGUGGGUCUCUAAGUUGGACAGGCAUGUUCGGUGUCCCCGUUGCCCCCAAGAAGUUGUGACUCCAACACAGAAAAGCCUGAUCAGGAGAUCCCAAAGCAGACUGGGGAGAGACUCCACAAAUAGAGAACUUCAUCCAGCCCCGGGGUUAGUCCUAGGGCAGAAGAGGAUUAGGAAGACCAUAUCCCUUAGGCAUCUCAGGGCCCCACAAAGCCCUAAAAUGGGUCCCCAGUUCCCUGGAGAGAGAGGCAGAGCUUAUAUCAAGCUCUUUCCUGGUUUGAAUCAAGGAGUUCCAGCAAUGAGCCCUGGGCAGGGGGAUUGGGACCUGAAGGGGACCAUCCUGAGGGAGACCUAUCCAGAGGACUCAAGGCCCUGCAUAAAGCAGGCUGCAAAAGACCACUCCUGACAACAGCUAGGCAGCAAUGCUUGUAAAGUAGGCCAACCCCCCUCCUCCCCCCCCCCACACACACAGAAGCUGGAGUGGGGGAGGGGAAUAGGGACAAAAACCCUAAGAUCUGUCUUCUGACAAACUCCUUUUCUACUGAGGAAGGGGCGUGCUCAUCUUCAGGCUUUGAGAAGUACAUGGAGGGGAAAAAUGCUACAAAGGUUUUUCCUGAAAUCUUUUAAAGCCUUGUGCAAAAAAGUUGUAUCCACAAUCUAGAUCAACCCUGAGCAGGUGCUGGAGGACAAGCCCAAAGGCAAAUACCUGUCUCUAAAUCCUCACCUGUGACAGCAAUCCCCCUGCACCCAUCCUGUGAGGAAGUGGUGAGAAAAGAAUGGGGAAACCCCUGACGAGGGUAAAUACAAAAACAGGCAUCCGCCUACAAGCCUUUUUAAAGCAUAUAUUUCUACCCCACUACAAAGCUCAGCUUCAAAGGUGGGAGCUGUUUUUUUCCUUUUCUCUAUUGAACCACAUUUUAAAUAGCCCCUGCAAAGCCUGCUCCUGACAGGCUCUAUUCAAGAGUCUGCUGCCUAGCAAUGGCAACCUUUAAAUUUUUCAUUCUCACACCCAUGCUAAUAAAUGUAUUAAGUUAGAAAUAUUGUUGAGUACCCUACCUAAAUCAAGGUAAUAAGGCACAAGCGAGGGAAGGGUACCUUUCAAAGGACCUUAAUAAGGAUCUGGGUAAUUAAUGACAAAUGACUUUAUUUUUUUUAUUAGCCCUGUUAAUUUUUUUGUGAGCAAACAACUUGUCCCUCCUACCCCACUUGCUGCCCACCCGAAGAAGAAGAAUCUAUUUUAGGGGAUCUGGUGGGGGGUCAAAUAGCAAUUCCCCAUGCUUCACGGGUGAGCCUAGGCUUGAUUUCAAAUUUAACUUAAAAAAUAAAGCUUGCAAUACACAGCUUAAUAAUUUAUAAAGUAGCUCUUUGACUUUUGGUCAAAUGUUUUAUUGCUACUUAAGCAGCUUUGCUGCCAACGAAAUACAUAGCAGUGUUGGGAAGAGAAACCAGGUGAGUUACUGUAAGUGAGUUGCCAUAUGCAAAAAUGCCAACCUUGGAUGACAUUCUAGAGCAUAUUGGGGAAUUUGGCUUGUUCCAGAAGCAAGUCUUUUUUGUCUUAUGCUUCAUGUCUGCUGCCUUCCCACCUAUUUACAUGGGUGUCAUCUUCCUGGGGUUCACUCCUGAACACCGCUGUCUCAGUCCUGGAGUUGCUGAGUUGAGCAGCCGAUGUGGCUGGAGUCUAGCAGAGGAGCUGAAUUACACCGUUCCAGAGCAGGGGAGACAUGGGGAGUCUUUCUCUAGUCAGUGCAGGAGGUACGACGUGGACUGGAACACAACUGGCCUCAGCUGCAUAAACCCCUUAGAAAACUUCACCGGUUAUGGCAACAGGAGCAGUAUCCCUCUUACCCCCUGUCAAGAUGGCUGGGUUUACGAUUCUUCAGGAUCAUCCAUCGUGACUGAGUUUAACCUGGUGUGUGAGGACUCCUGGAAGGUGGAUCUCUUUCAGUCCUGCGUGAAUGCUGGCUUUUUUUUGGGCUCGAUGUACAUCGGCUACAUAGCAGACAGGUUUGGCCGUAAACUUUGCCUUAUAGUGACAAUCCUUGUAAGUGCCACCUCUGGAGUUCUUGUGGCCUUCGCACCAAGCUACCUUUGGGUGGUGAUCUUCCGCUUCCUACAAGGACUGGUCAGCAAGGGCAGCUGGACAGCAGGCUACAUCCUGAUCACAGAAGUUGUUGGCCCAAGCCAUAGGAAGACAGUGGGAAUUCUCUAUCAAAUGGCCUUUACAGUUGGACUUCUCCUGUUCGAUGGUGUUGCUUAUGCUAUUCCUCACUGGAGAUGGUUGCAGCUUACUGUUACUCUACCAUGCUUCCUCCUCUUGCUCUAUUACUGGUGUCUGCCUGAGUCUCCAAGGUGGCUGAUAUCUCGGAAGCAAAAUGACAAGGCCAUGAAGAUUGUGGAAUAUAUUGCCAAAAAGAAUGGGAAAAAGCUGCCUGCCCAUUUUAAGAAUAUUAACCUUGAAGAGGAAGAUGGGGAAAAUCUGAGUCCUUCAUUCAUGGACCUUGUCAGGACACCUCAGAUGCGGAAAAACACAUUCAUUUUGAUGUAUAACUGGUUGGCCAGCUCUCUUCUGUACCAGGGGAUCAUCAUGCACAUGGCAAUGGCUGGUGAGAACAUGUAUCUGGAUUUCUUCUAUUCUGCCCUUGUUGAAUUUCCAGCUGCCUUCAUUAUCCUUCUCACAAUCAAUCGCAUUGGCCGUCGCUAUCCCUGGGCUGUGGCAACUCUGGUGGCAGGGGCUGCCUGUCUCAUUAUGGCUUUAAUCCCCGAGGAUAUCCACUGGCUAAAAGUGACUGUAGGUUGCAUUGGGAGAAUGGGAAUUACAGUGUCUAUUGAAAUGGUUUGCUUUGUAAACACUGAACUGUACCCAACCUUUUUGAGGAACCUUGGUGUAAUGGUCUGCUCUUCCUUUUGUGAUGUUGGUGGGAUACUAGCCCCGUUCAUUGUCUACAGGAUGGCAGAGAUCUGGCAUGAGCUGCCACUUAUAGUUUUUGCUGUGGUUGGUUUAAUUGCUGGUGGAUUGGUGUUGCUGCUGCCUGAAACCAAAGGGAAAACGUUGCCUGAGACUAUUGAAGAUGUAGAAAACUUGCAUAGGCAAGAAAAUCCUAGGGAGAAAAUUAUCUACCUCCACGUGCAAACGCAGGAAGUUGCACACUCCAAAUGUGAUCGGUCUUUGGCACAAUAAUAUAAAGAGUUUUUUUAAAAUAACACACACCGUAGAACCUUGAUUCCUUUUAUGCACCUCUGAUCCCUGGUUCCACAUACUUAAGGUUUUUUCCUGCUUCAUUGUCCAAAAGGCACAGCAAGUUACCAAGUACCUUCUUCCCUCUUACCAUAUUAUAGUGUAUUUACAUUUUAGGACAGUAGUUUUGAAACUUUUGGUUGCCAGUCACGCAGACAACACAUGUAUCUAUUCAGAUACUUGCAGUGCCAUCAUCUCUGUAGUAUCUGAGUACUUAUUAAUACAGAUAUUACUUUAGGGUAUGUCUACACUGCAGUGAAACCCCAGGGUUAGUAGAACUUGAGUCAGCUGACCCAUGUUAGAGAACCCUGAACUUGAAAGUCUACACUGGUUGAUUAAUAAUCCUACAUUAAGAUUUUUCUGGGGUUGAACCUGGGCUCUGGCAUCCACACUGCAGCACACUUACCCAAAUCAAACUAACCAUAUCCCAAAGUCCCUAGUGCCCUCCUGAAAUGUGGCCACUCUAGCCCUUUGACUGUGAUGCACUGUGGGCAAACUUUACUGACCACCCUGCAUGCUACAGAAAGUUUGAACAGCUCACCAACGCAACCUGCUGAGCAGUCAUUUUGAUCUUUGUGCUCCCAGCUACUGGAGCCAGCAAGAUGGAGGUGGUGCCUUUUGACAAGCUUCUCCUUUUGUCUUCGCUCCUGUGUCAGGAAAGGGGCAGAACUUUCAUGAGGUGCUUUUCAGUGGUGUUUUCUGACCCACCAAAGGUACCUGAUGGAUAAUGGAUUUCAUGAUGGAGCAGGAGGAGGCAGAGGAGGAAGAGUACCCUGUUUUGGCAGACCUACAGUGGCAAAUGCUCCUUAGUAUAAUCAGCAUAUUUGUUGAUGCCCCCUAUGUACACUGGUGCUUCUGGCAUAGCCUGGUGGGAUCACAUCAUUAUGCAGAUCUGGAAUGACCAGCAGUGGGUACGGCUUGCUCCUACCCUCCAGUGUAGAUGAGGGCACCCUUGCUGGUCCAGAAGCAGGUUGCUAUAACCAUCUGGAAGCUGGCUACCCCAGACUGCUACAGAUCUGUUGCCAACCAGUUUGGUGUUGGAAAGAUGACUGUCAGUAAAGUGCCUCAGGAACCACCACCACUAGUCAGGUGUGUGGUUUGCCCCAAGGUGGCGGGAACUAAAGAUAAUCCUGAGGUAAUUGCUGGCUUUGAGAGAAUGGAGGUUCCUAACUGCACUGAGGCCAUUGACUAACCAUUAUCCAAGACCUCCACCUCCAGCCCACAACUCCAGUCCAGUUUAGAUUUCUGGUCUCAACUCUCACUACAUCCCUUUGGAAGCCCCAUUCAUUUCCUUUUCCCAUUCUAGUCUCCCUGUUGGUCACUCCUUACUUCUUACUGAGUGUGUCCUGCUCAUUCCAUCUGCACAGCAACCACCUUCUCCAUAAGACCGAUAAUCACUAGAAGUGAACCGUUCAGACACCUCUCCAGAGUGCCCCAUUAUCACAGUGUCUGUCUUAGAUUCCAAGCACUUUGGGGCGGGGUGGUUUUCAUUCUGAAUCUUGUAGCGAGCCAAGCACACUGCUGGCACUAAAUAGUUAAUAACAAGCCAGGUGAGAAGAGGUUGCAGCUGAGCCUGAAGAUUCCUGCUAAACUCCUUCUGGGCCUGGUGGAAUUUGUGGUGUAACCUUGUCCCAGAGGAGUUGGCAAUUGAUGAAGUACAAUGAGCUUGUUCUUGGUUUGGAUUUGACUGAACUGCAAUUAAUUUUGAGAUGUCUUAUGAGUCCAUCUAGGAGAAACCAUGCCACCAACCUAACAAACCUGGUAACUCAGAAGUUUUCUAGUUUAUUAAUUUAUCUAAUGAGCACACGUAGAAAAGCUGUGUGUGGCAAACAAAAUGAAAAAGACAUGCAAUGAGAACAGUUGAGUCUGAGAGGAAUAAAUCAGAGUGCGAAGACCAAAUGUAAAAAUUCCUUCCAGGAUUUGAAUGUCUAUAAAUACAGCUGUGUUGAAAUAAAAAGCUGCAUAGUACA